AUGGUGACCCCGGUGACCCCGGUGACCGGAACAUUGCAGAACGGCCUGCAGCGCCGUUUCAAGGGAUGCUCCAAGAUCGGCGAGUACGAGAUGUUGCAGAAGCUGGGCGAGGGAACAUUUGGUGAAGUGCACAAGGCACGCCAACGAAGCACAGGCAGCGUCUUUGCGCUGAAGAAGAUCUUGAUGCACAACGAGAAGGAUGGCUUUCCAAUCACUGCGCUGCGAGAGAUCAAGUUGCUCAAGAUGCUAUCUCACGACAACGUUUUGAGGCUCGAAGAGAUGGCAGUCGAGCGACCGAGGGCAGAGGGUCGUAAGCGCGCUAUUCUGUACAUGGUCACGCCGUACAUGGACCACGAUCUAUCAGGGCUGCUCGACAACCCAGAUGUAAAGUUCCAGGAGGCGCAGAUCAAAUGCUAUAUGCUGCAGCUGUUCAAGGGCCUGCAAUACCUGCACGACAACCACAUCCUUCACCGAGACAUGAAAGCCGCCAAUCUGCUCAUCAACAACCGCGGGCGACUUCAGAUCGCCGAUUUUGGUCUUGCAAGACACUACGACGAACCAGUGCCGCAGCGAGGCAAGGGCAACGGCGAAGCUCGACGCGAGUACACAACAUUAGUCGUCACACGGUGGUACCGACCUCCAGAGCUCCUCCUCCAGCUGAGAAGAUACACCCCCGCGAUAGACAUGUGGGGGGCAGGUUGUGUGUUCGGCGAGAUGUUCAAGCGCAAACCCAUUUUGGCUGGGCAGAGCGACCUCCACCAAGCGCAGAUUAUUUUCGAACUUGUCGGUUCACCAAACGACCAGACUAUGCCUGGCUGGCACGAGCUCCCCGGCGCUGAGCCGAUUCGUCAGUUCCCGCCCAGUAAUGGCACCAUGGCGCAAAGGUUCCACGAGCUGUCGCCUACAGGGCUGUCGUUGAUCAAAGACCUCAUGAGACUCGACUGGCGGCGCCGCAUCAACGCAAUCGACGCAAUUGACCACCCCUACUUCAAACAAAACCCCAGGCCCAUGCGCGAAGAGGACAUCCCCACCUUCGCCGACUCGCACGAACUCGAUCGCCGCAACGCCCGCGGCCAAAAGCAGGCGCUCCCACCUGCUCCCGCGGGCGGAACCGUCGGCGUAGGACCAAAUGGCGAAUGGACCGGUUCUGGUCCACCACCAAAUUCAUGGGGCAACGGCGACAGACGCUAUGGCGGUCCUCAAGACCGCGGACCACCGGGCGUCGACAGGCCCCCGAGAGGCUACAAUGAGCGUGGCCCGCCACGGUACGACCACAGAGCAGCCCCUCCCCCACCGCCGGAAGGAGGACGAAGACCAAACUGGGGCAAUGGCGCCAACCUGCCCCCUCCACCAGGCGAAGGUCGACACCCACUCCCGCUCCCGCCACGGUACGGACCAGAUGGAGGCGACCGGAGACGACCCCAGCCCCCACCAGGCGACACUUACAUCCCCAGCUACCAAGCAGGCGAGCGUCCCCGCGGAUCACGCGAGCCCGACGACCGCCAGCAAAGACGAGGAUCCCGCGAUUCUGGCAACUCAAGAGAAGGCCACACAGACGAACGCCCCGACCGCACCCGCCCCUACCGCGACGACCGUCGGCCCGGCGACUCUCGCGGCUUCGCAAGAGACAGAAGGGACGGACGGACCCGCAGUCGCAGUCCCGCCAGAAGAGACGACCGCGACGGUCGCGACAACCGGGGAGGGAGAAACGAGCGCGAUCCUAGCGAUAUCUACCGACGGCGGUAG
Messenger RNA from Ascochyta rabiei, 1746 nucleotides. RefSeq names its product [Pyruvate dehydrogenase (acetyl-transferring)] kinase. The transcript has a single exon. Gene Ontology annotation, biological process: protein phosphorylation. Gene Ontology annotation, molecular function: cyclin-dependent protein serine/threonine kinase activity; ATP binding. The record is from RefSeq and is a predicted model, not a curated record. The coding region runs from base 1 to 1746 and encodes 581 amino acids. Lineage: Eukaryota; Fungi; Ascomycota; Dothideomycetes; Pleosporales; Didymellaceae. Gene Ontology annotation, cellular component: nucleus.